GGUCCGCGAAAGCCUCCCGUACCUCACGCCCUGGACGCUUCGCGCGAAAACGUUUUUUUUACGGGACCGAAUGCGGGGAGAUUUCCUCAAAGAUAUCUUCUGUUGAAAAGAAUUUAAAUAAGUAUUUUAAAAGUAAUUAAUGUCUAGCUAAGAUAUUGUCAUUAAGAGUAACUAAGUCUUGGAACUCAUUAACUUUUGUUUAUAAGAGAAACGGUCGGGAAAAUUAAGAUCAUUACGAAAUGUACGGGUGGUUGCUUGAAAGUGUGCAGCAUUUCAUCGUGCAAGAAUGCGGGGAAGAAAUAUGGGAGACGAUUCUGCGAGAGGCCGGGGCCCGGAAUACUGUUUUCAGUGCCACACAACAAUACCCAGACGCCCUGAUGCUACGUCUGGCCAGCGCGUUAGCACGUUUUAUCACCAUUGACCCAAAUAGUCCCGCACCCUCGCAACCCAGUAGCCCUGGACCGAGGAAACAGUCCCUCAAGUCCAAACCAUCCUGGAGAAGCAACUCAGUACACACAGACGGAAGGGCGCACUUCAGAUGCCCCUUCACAGCAACCAAUGCCCUCACUGCUGCAACCAGGAAAGAAAUACACGCGUACACAUCCUCCGAAGAGAUAUCAACUCCCACACCAGCGCAAACGUUAUCAGCAGAAAGAAUAAACGAAGGUGUAGAGCUUGAAAUCACUAAUAAGAAUGAAUACAGAGAUUUCAAUCGAAGGAGUCUUGGAUACAAGCUUGAGCAUCACAAGACUAUCGAUGUGUGCGAACCUCUAAGUCCGAGUCCUUCUGAUAAUGUUGAAGAAGAAAAAGAGGAGAAAAGUCCGAAGGCAGAGGAAUCUACCCCUACAUCGCCUACUUCCUCAAAUUCUGAAUGCAGCAAGGUUAGUUCCAUUGCCAAGAGUCCUAUAUCACGGAAGAGUAGCUGUACCUUGGCAUUGGACGUAUACAGAAGGCGAGGAUCGGGAGUGCCUAUCAGACCACGACUGAACAGCCUCACCCAAAUUGUGAGUGGAGAUAAAUUGAAUGCGAUGAAAGAGAAAUUCGGAACUCCUGAAAAAGUGAUGCACUUCUUUGGACGAUGCUUCGUCAAGUUCUUCAGUAAUUAUGGCUACGACACGAUGAUCCGCGCGACGGGGCGCUACUUCUGCACGUUCCUGCAAUCAGUGGACAGCAUCCACCAGCGCAUGCGGUUCACGUUCCCGCGCAUGCGCUCGCCGAGCAUGCAGCUGACGCGUGCGCAUCGACACGGCGCUGAGCUCGUCUAUAGCAGCACCAGGACCGGGUUCACGCACUAUCUUAUGGGUCAGCUGUACGAGAUAGCGGAAGACAUAUUUUCCCUGAAGCUGAAGGUGUCCAUCAUGAAGGAGUCAAUGGAAGGGAGCUACUACGUCGCAGUGCUUCGACUCGAGUUCGAUAACAGCGAUUAUGUGCAAUCCCUAAUGUUGCGCAAGAGUCUGCCGUGUCCGCUGCCGCCGGUGCCGGUGUCUAUUCUGCUGCAGCUGUUCCCCUUCGGAGUGCUGCUUGACCGCAAGAUGAGGGUCGUCAGUGCUGGCUGCAAGUUAAUAGAAGCUUGGGGCGGCCCCUUCAGCCGGAUAGAGAAGCAGCCUGUGUCAGAAAUACUGCGGUUGAGGAAGCCUAAAGUAUCAUUUACUUGGGAUAAGGUGGUAUGCAUGCAGACGAUGAUGUUCGAGUUGGAGCUGAUGCGCUGGCGCACGCGUGUGGGCGGCGGAGACGCACGGCGAGGGUCCCAGGGCGCACGCGCCGUGCUCUUCAAAGGACCCAUCUACCUGCUGGAAGAGAUCGACAGCUUGAUUUUCUUAUGCAGCCCCAUCUUCAACGACCUCGACGAGCUAAGACAAGCGGACCUCUUCCUGGCCGACAUGAACGGCCACGGGCUGUCCAAAGAGAUGCUCUUACAAGGCUGGCAGCACCUCUCCCGACUAGAGCUCCUCUUUGAGAAGGCAGAGAGCCGCAGUCUCUCGCUUGAGAAGUCCUGCCGGCUGCGGGACCAGUGGAAGAAGAAAGGGGAUCAGCUGCUAUACUCCAUGAUACCGAAGAGUGUCGCGUAUCACUUGAGGGCGGGGAAGGAUCCUAUGGAUACUUUUCAGCACUUCGAGUGCGUGACGAUAAUAUUCUGCGCGGUGCAACUGUCGCAGGCGGGCAGCCGCGCUGACGUCAUGCAGACAUACGCGUACAUGAACGAUGUCUACUCCAAGAUGGACCGGCUACUGGACGCGCACCGCGUCUAUAAGGUGGAGACGGUGGGCUCGGUGUACAUGCUGGUGUCAGGCGCGCCGGAGCGCAGCCGCGCGCACGCCGCGUGCGCCGCCAGCGCAGCACUCGCCAUUCGCCGCGCGCUGCCCAUGCUCACCAUCGGCAUCCACUCGGGGCCGUGUCGCGCAGGCGUGCUAGGGCUAAAGCUGCCUCGGUACUGCCUCGUCGGCGACACCGUCAACACUGCCAGCCGCAUGCAGACCACCUCCGAGCCUGGUAGAAUCCAAAUCUCUGCUCAAACCGCUGCGGAGCUGCCCAGUGGGAAGUUCAGGCUUCGCCGAAGGGGUCUCAUCAAAGUUAAAGGCAAAGGAAUGAUGGAAACUUUUUGGUUAGAAGGAGAACUAGAGGAAGAUGAUCAGGAUGAAGCUCUGCAGCUGUUUUCUACACUCCUGUGUGGAGAUGAUUAGAAUGAGUACAUAUUGCUAAUUCUAAGUUUUAAACUCAGUAUCACCAGUUUGAGCUGGUUAGACAUCGUUAAGCAUUGCGCCUGUAACCCCGAAGGUGUACCUAACAGAUGUGUAAAGUAUACACACCCACUGGUUAUCACCAACUGGUUAGAUCUCAAAUACAAACCAAAUGUUUUUUUUUUUUGACGUGACUUAUUGUAGAUUUGCCGCAGAUGGCAUUAACUGCUUGGCCGGACAAAUGGGGAGCGCUGAAGGCUCUCACCCAGUACAACGUUUAAGACAACAGGCCUGAAGGUGCCCAGUUAGGCUUGAACCUCGGCUCAGGGCGUCGUCUGAGGAAAUAUAUUUGAAAAAGUUAAUCGACCCUAGUGGGUCGAUAGCGAUAAGCGCUGAUUGAGGGAAAUACAAACCAAAGAAACUCAGUCAAAUAACGACUUCGGGUUUUACAACUAAAACACGUAAAUCGACGUAAAUAAUCAUUUAAUAUCAACAAACGAAUUAAAUUCGUAUAUCCUUUUUUUGUUUCAUUUUAUAUCUGAUUCAAUUUACUAAUAUUUCGUAAUAUAGAAUAUAUCGAUAAUAAUUAUUAUAUUACUAAGUAUACAAUAAUUAUGAAUUAUUAUAAUCUUAUUAAAAUCAUACCAUUCAAUUGGGUAGUUUCCUUAGUCAAGGAUAAAUUAUGAAAUUCUGAUUACUAAAUAAAGACAAAUGUAAAGGUGAUAAAAAAGUUACCUUUUUCCUAUUUGACUUAUUAAUGAGUUUUAAUAAAGAAAAAUGUAAUAAUAAGUGCGACAUUUUCUCACGUUUGUCUAUGACGUCACAGUGUGCUUUUUCAUACAUAUUUUAUAGUAAUUUCGCGUUUUGAAAAAAGUAACUGAUGUGACUAGUUGGAACUACCCUAUUGUAAAAUUUAUAGGCAAGUUGAUUAAUGUUUACAUGUAGGAAAAAUAAACUAUAUUUACAAAGUCGUAAAACAUACUUUGAGCAAAGCUCGGGGUAGUUCGACAAAAAAAAUGUUACCUCCUUUAGCAAACAAUACGGUUUAAAUAAAUGUUAAAAUUAUAGUUCUGUA
Molecule: messenger RNA, 3753 nt
Organism: Pectinophora gossypiella (pink bollworm)
Lineage: Eukaryota; Metazoa; Arthropoda; Insecta; Lepidoptera; Gelechiidae
Product: soluble guanylate cyclase 89Db-like
Exons: 15
Coding region: 240-2681 (813 amino acids)
Biological process (GO): nitric oxide-cGMP-mediated signaling; response to oxygen levels; cGMP biosynthetic process
Cellular component (GO): guanylate cyclase complex, soluble
Molecular function (GO): heme binding; guanylate cyclase activity; oxygen sensor activity
Source: RefSeq, a predicted model, not a curated record